Molecule: messenger RNA, 2142 nt
Organism: Dovyalis caffra
Lineage: Eukaryota; Viridiplantae; Streptophyta; Magnoliopsida; Malpighiales; Salicaceae
Source: the annotation of a GenBank genome assembly
AUGGAGGGUCGUCUAAACGGGUCCGGCACUACCCAAGCCGUCACCGCUGGUGUCCCCCCUCGUCUUCACACGGUUAAGCCCAUGGGCAUAACAAUUUUCAACCGUGUAUUUGCAACAAUUUAUGCUCUUGCCAUUUUAGCUCUACUCUAUUACCAUGCAAAAACACUCUUCUACUCCACAACUUUAGUCUCUUGCUCUAUAACCCUCGCCUUGUUAGUCUCCGACCUUGUCCUUACAUUCAUGUGGAUCAACACACAGACUUUUCGCAUGCGUCCAGUCUAUCGUAAACAAUUCCUUGAAAACGUCGAAAAAGUCAUGAAAAGAAGUGAUUUUCCAGCUUUGGAUGUGUUUAUAUGCACUGCUGAUCCAUACAAGGAGCCACCAAUAGGUGUAGUGAAUACGGCUUUAUCAGUUAUGGCUUAUGACUAUCCAACAGAGAAGAUUUCAGUGUAUGUAUCUGAUGAUGGAGGCUCAACCUUGACUCUCUUUGCUUUCUUGGAGGCUGCUAAGUUCGCUACCCACUGGUUACCAUUUUGCAAGAAGAAUAAUAUACUAGAGAGGAGCCCUGAGGCAUAUUUUGAAUUAACUCACCACAGAUAUACCUCCGAGGCUGAAAAGAUUAAGGUGAUGUAUGAAAAUAUUAAAGUCAAGAUAGAGCAUGCUCUUGAGAGAGGAAAAGUUGAUGAUCAGUACAUCACUAGGGACCGAGAACGAGAGGCUUUCAACAAGUGGACUGAUAACUUCACACGACAAGACCAUCCUGCUGUUAUUCAGGUUUUGCUAGACGCUAGCAAGGACAAAGACGUCGCUGGUUAUUGGAUGCCAAACCUCAUCUACGUCUCUAGAGGAAAAAGCAAGGCUUUACCUCACCACUUCAAAGCCGGUGCCCUCAAUGCCUUACUACGAGUAUCAAGCUGCAUGACCAACGCACCGAUAAUCUUGACUCUAGAUUGUGACUUCUGCUCGAAUGAUCCACAAACACUUCUACGUGCAAUGUGUUAUUUAUGCGAUCCAGCAAUUCGGUCCACGUUAGCAUAUGUUCAAUUUCCUCAAAUAUAUCGUGGAAUCAACAAAAAUGACAUCUAUUGUGGAGAAUAUAAGCGUUUGUUUGUUAUUAAUCCUAUGGGAAUGGAUGGAACAGAGGGCCCUAAUUAUGUUGGAACUGGAUGUUUCUUUCUUCGGCGAGCUUUCUUUGGAAGUCCAUCAAGCCUAAUCUCACCAGAAAUUCCUGAACUAUCCCCAGCACAUGUCGUAGACAAGCCUAUCCAAUCACAGUCAAUUUUGGCAAUGGCACAUCAAGGAGCAAAUAGCAAUUAUGAGAACCAAACCAACUGGGGCUCUAAGAUUGGAUUCAGAUAUGGAUCGUUGGUAGAGGAUUAUUACACGGGUUUUAGGUUGCAGUGCGAGGGGUGGAAAGGCAUAUUUUGUCAUCCUGAUAGGCCUGCGUUUUUUGGCGAUGUUCCUAUCAACUUGACUGAUGCUCUGAAUCAACAAAAGAGAUGGUCAAUUGGACUUCUUGAGGUGGGCUUCUCGAAGCAUAGCCCGGCAACCUUCGGUGUUAGAUCCAAGGGUAUUUUGAUGGGGCUUGGUUAUGCACAAUUAGCAUUUUGGGCCAUUUGGUCAAUUCCAAUCACUACCUAUGCUUUCCUUCCCCAGCUAGCCCUUCUUAACAAAGUUUAUAUAUUCCCGAAGGUUUCAGAGCCAUGGUUUUUCUUGUAUGCCUUUCUUUUCUUGGGGGCCUAUGGACAAGACUGUCUUGAUUUUGUCUUAGCCGGAAUUUCAGCAUUUGGCUUUACCGUGACAAGCAAAGUACUUGAUGAUGAACAGAGUAAACGAUAUGAACAAGGGAUGUUUGAGUUUGGGGUACAUUCGCCCAUGUUUGUGACCCUAACAAUGGCAGCCAUAAUUAAUUUAAUCUCAUUAGUCCAAGGACUUAUUGAAGUUUACAGAGGAGACAACUUGGAGGAACUAUUUGUGCAGUUGUUCAUAUCUGGUUUUGCUGUGGUGAAUUCUUGGCCAAUUUAUGAAGCUAUCGCUUUGAGAAAUGAUAAGGGGAAAAUGCCCACCAAAACCACCAUUAUGGCAACACUUCUUGCAGGUGCAUUAUAUAUAACAGCUUCUUCAUUUUCAGGUAAGAAUUAA